GUUGAGGAGAAAAUAAAGAGUGCCCCGGUGAACACUUAGCACCACUUCCAACAGGUGACUUUCUAUCGGUACACUGCUCUAUCCACCCAUCAGGACCACCAUGAGUUACAGCUACGCACACAGCAGCUCUUCCAGGGCUGGAAGUGGUCCUUCAUCUCGACUAUCUAGUGGAGUCUUUGGGUCAUCAAGUGUGCAUGGAGGUUAUUCUGGCCCUGGAAUCUCUCAUGCCUCCUCUAGGAUGGUGUCUUCUGGAUUUAGCGGUGGCUCUUCUUUCGGUGGUGCUGGCAGCUCUGGCUUUGGUGGCAGCCAUGCAGAUGGAGUUCUCUCUGGAAAUGAAAAGUACACUAUGCAAAACCUCAAUGACCGCCUGUCAAAUUACUUGGACAAGGUGAAGUGUUUGGAAGAGGCCAAUACAGAGCUGGAGCACAAGAUCCAUGACUGGUAUGAGAAGCAAGGGUCCGUCACUGUGCGCGAGCAAAACUAUUCUCCCUACUGGACAACAAUAGAAGAUCUGCGUGAAAAGAUUCACACUUCCACAGCUGAUAACCAUCAAAUCACGUUGGCAAUUGACAAUGCGCGCUUGGCUGCUGAUGAUUUUAAACUCAAGUAUGAGAAUGAGCAACACUUGCGAAUAGGAGUUGAAUCUGAUAUCCAGGGUUUGAGAAGGGUUUUGGAUGAAUUAACACUCUCCAGAUCAGACCUGGAGUUGCAGAUUGAGAAUCUGAAGGAAGAGUUGGCCUACCUGAAGAAGAAUCAUGAGGAGGAAAUGAGUGAGAAGGGCCAGCAGAUGAGUGGAACAGUGAGCGUGGAGAUGGACGCCGCUCCAGGAGCUGACCUAUGCAAGAUCUUGGGUGACAUGAGAGAACAGUAUGAAUACAUGGCUGAGAGAAACAGGAGGGAUGCAGAGGGAUGGUUCGUAUCCCAGAGUGAAUCCCUGCAGAAGGAGGUUGUGUCCAACACACAACAAGUCCAUUCCAGCAAAUCAGAGGUCACAGAGUUGAGACGCACCAUGCAGGGUUUGGAGAUUGAGCUGCAGUCACAGCACAGCACGAGAGCAGGGCUGGAGUCUUCCAUUUCUGAAACGGAGGGCCGUUACGGUGCUCAGCUCCGCCAUGUCCAAUCUGUCAUUGGUACCCUUGAAGAACAGCUGACCAAUCUACGAUCUGAUCUAGAACAUCAGAAUAUGGAGUACAAAACACUUCUCGAUAUCAAGGCUCAUCUGGAGGCCGAGAUUGCCACUUACCGUAAACUGCUGGAGGAACACGAUCAGAGCAUUGGAGCUUCUCAUAAGGAGAGUGCAGGGCCAAGUACAACCACUACUACCACUACAAAGGUCCACACUGUUGUGAAAGAAGAGACUUCUGCAGCUGACAAGAAGUGAACAAAGAUAAUAUAACAUCCGCUUCUCCGCUUACCCAAGUCUUGUAUUAUGAUCAGCCACUCAGAAGAACCCCUGCAGCAAAAUAAAUAGAAUCAGUUAUGCAGUUUCUUGAUUUUUGUUUUUUUAUUAUUACAUUCACCAGCUCUAUAAUGCAAAGUUGUACUCAAUAAAGAACCAUGCACCAUUUUCAAAGCUCA
This is a messenger RNA of Rana temporaria (common frog), 1578 nucleotides long. Its product is annotated as keratin, type I cytoskeletal 19-like. The record is from RefSeq and is a predicted model, not a curated record. Gene Ontology annotation, molecular function: structural molecule activity. Bases 101 to 1381 code for a protein of 426 amino acids. The transcript is spliced from 8 exons. NCBI's taxonomy places the organism in Eukaryota, Metazoa, Chordata, Amphibia, Anura, Ranidae.